AUGUUUACACCGCUAGACAUCGAGCUCUUCGUGCUCGUCAGCUUUGUGAUAGCUUCUUCAAUUCUCCUUUACUUUAUCUUGAAUCACGGCAAACCCUACGCAAUUUUCUUCUACAACUGCUUUCUGAAACCCUUUUCUGGAAAGGUCACCUCCGUUAAACAACAGGAUUCUCUCGAAAGUUUUUAUAAAGGGCAGGCUGCGAUCUAUGAUGCGACAAGAGGGCAGCUUCUUAGGGGCCGAGAGGAGAUGUUGGCACUAGCUGCUGCGCAAUUGAAGCUGAGGACCCAGAAGAAAAAAGAGUCUGGAUCCACGGAAGGGAGAGUUUGGGUUGAUAUUGGAGGUGGUACCGGAUAUAACAUUGAACUUCUCAACAAAUUCCUCCCAGUCCAACAGUUCUUUGAGAAGGUCUAUCUUGUUGAUCUUUCUCCAAGCUUGUGUGAACAGGCUCGCCAACGGUUCAGAAGGCUAGGGUGGAAGAAUGUAGAGGUCUUGUGUAUGGAUGCUCGCGGUUUUAGCCUUGAAGACCGAAAAGUCGAUUGGAUUAGCAUGAGCUACUCGCUUUCCAUGAUCCCCGACUUCUACUCCGUCGUGGAUUCUCUUUCAACACUACUGUCACCGACAGGACUCAUUAGUAUUGCAGACUUCUACGUGCAAUCCUCAACAACCUUUUCGGAAAGAACUUUUACGGGAGGUUCCUGGGACCGUCAUGUCAAUUGGUUCUCUAGACAAUUUUGGAGGAUAUGGUUUGAGUUUGAUAGAGUCAACCUUGAUGAGGGAAGACGAGAUUAUAUGGAGUACAAAUUCGGGACUCUUCUCAACGUUAAUGGCCGAAACCGCCUCCUCGGGGGAAUUCCAUACUACGUCUGGAUCGGAUGUCAAAAGCUCCACUCUGCAGCGGAUGUCCUUGAUCGUGUCGAUGCCGCCGCCACAGAAUCACCAUACCUUGCCGCCAUCAAUUCCCUCUCGCGAACUCACUCCUCAAAAACCUCCGCUGAAACAGCUCUCCAACUCCGCUCGAAAGGCUUUGAAGCCGCUGUCCUUAACCUCGCCGCAAACCUACCAUUACCCAGCUUCUUCUACCAGAACCACCACUGGCGACUUUACUAUGAUGAAAUGCUGGAAAAACACACCCAGUUCAACAACUCUUAUAUCUAUGCUUUCACAUGGGAAGACCCACGGGUUGAUCAUCGCAUCCUCAAGAUCAACCGUGACGAUGUGAUCCUCGCCAUCACCUCGGCAGGUGAUAAUAUUCUCUCUUAUAUCAUCGACGGUGCGCCAAAGCGUGUCCACGCUGUUGAUCUCAAUCCCACACAGAACCACCUACUCGAACUCAAGCUCGCGGCCUUUAGUUCUUCACUCGACCACAAAGAUCUCUGGAAGAUGUUUGGCGAGGGACACCAUGAGAAAUUCUCAACAAUAUUGAUGGAGAAGCUAAGCCCACAUCUGUCGUCAAGAGCUUUUCAGUAUUGGUGGGAUAACCGGGCAGUGUUUUCAAAAAGUAUUGGACUGUAUGAGACUGGCCAGUCACGACUUGCGAUAAAAGCGGCGAGAUGGCUGUUUCGGUGCUGCGGCGUGGCAGGAAGUGUAAAGAGGAUGUGUGAGGCUAGAACCAUGAAUGAGCAGCGAGAGAUUUGGCAGGGCGAAGUGAGGCCAGUGAUGUUGUCUAGAUGGGUCAGUAAGUUCAUAAUCGGGAAUGAACAGUUUCUGUGGCGGGCGCUGGGCGUACCGCCGAACCAGAGAGAUAUGAUCAGGGAGGAUCAUGAAGGUGGUGAUCACGCACAGGCAAUGUGGGACUAUGUGGUAAAUACAUUAGAUCCAGUAGUAGAUCAGAGUUUGUUGGGGGAGGAUAAUUACUUUUAUCUAUUGUGCUUGAAGGGAUUUUAUACAAAGAGAUGCCACCCUUCGUACCUGACUGAGAAAGGCCACACCAAGCUAUCAAAACCGCAUGCAUUUGAUGGAGUAAGAAUCCACACCGACGAGAUCAGAGAGGUAUUAGGUAGACUACAAUCGGAAACCUUGACCAUCGCAGUAAUAAUGGACUCCAUGGAUUGGUUUGAUACCGACGGCAUCGAAGCACAAAGGCAAAUCAAAGCUUUGAACAACUCGAUGAAGCUGGGAGGCCGUGUUCUUCUCCGCAGUGCCGGUUUGCGGCCGUGGUAUAUCAGGGUGUUUGAGGAGGAGGGAUUCAAGGCCAAGCAGGUCAUGGCUAGACAUCCAGGAGCCUAUAUCGACAGGGUCAAUAUGUAUGCUUCAACCUGGGUGUGUACGAAGCUAGAGAGAUUGUCGUCGGGGAGGCGGGAGAGUAGCUCUUCGGAGGUUGAUAUGCUGGAAAUUUAA
Molecule: messenger RNA, 2337 nt
Organism: Morchella sextelata
Lineage: Eukaryota; Fungi; Ascomycota; Pezizomycetes; Pezizales; Morchellaceae
Exons: 7
Coding region: 1-2337 (778 amino acids)
Source: RefSeq, a predicted model, not a curated record